AUGUUUUUGUUUCUUAUGAUAUCUCUUGUGGUUCUCGGAUUUAAUGAUUCCAAACAAUUGUCAAGAAAAAAGAGAGAAGUUCAUCCUGAAACAUUCAUGAAUGUUAGUGAGAUCUUACAACAUCAUGGAUAUCCUUGUGAGGAACAUGAAAUCCUGACAAAUGAUGGUUAUUUUCUUACUAUCAACAGAAUUCUUUAUGGAAGGAAGACCUCAGAGAAAACAGCUUCAAGACCUUCUGUGUUAGUGAUGCCAGGAGUUCUUACAAAUUGUGGAAUAUGGGUAGCUAAUGAACCCAACAGCAGCUUAGGCUUUAUACUGGCAGAUGCUGGCUUUGAUGUUUGGUUGGCCAAUAACCGAGGUAGCAGAUGGUGUAAAAGACACCAGCACCUUUCACAUAAUGAAGAAGAAUUCUGGAAUUUCAGUUUUCAUGAAAUGGCAAUGGAAGAUCUACCAGCUAUUAUGCAUUUUAUCCUAGCUAAAACUGGACAGAAACAACUUUUUUAUGUUGGCUACUCACAAGGCUCCACCAUAGGAUUCAUUGCAUUUUCAGCUCUGCCAGCAUUAGCUGAGAAAAUAAAAAUCUUCUUUGCACUUGGUCCAGUAUAUUUGGUGAAUUAUUUCAAACCUUGGUAUAAGAAGCUGAUCAAUAUAGAUGAGGAUUUCAUAAAGGCUGCAUUAGGCAGAAAAGAAAUUUGUAUCCUACCUAAUAACAGAACAAGAAUAUUGGCUACUAAGUUUUGUGACAUGGAUUUAUGGAGAAAAUAUUGUAUCAAUAUUGUAUUCGCCGCUGGUGGAAUUAAUGAAAACAACAUAAAUAUGAGUCGCCUGGAUGUCUUUGCAUCACAUUUACUUGGAUGUACAUCGACAAAAACUCUCUUACACUGGAAGCAGGUGUAUGAAACUGGGCAGUUUAAAGAAUUUGACUAUGGUUCUAAGAAUAUGGAGAAAUACAAUCAGACAACCCCUCCCUUAUAUGACAUAAGAAGCAUGUAUAUCCCAACCAUCAUUUGGAGUGGUGGAAAAGAUUUCAUUUCAACACCAGAGGAUACUGAACUUUUGCUCCCUGUUCUCAGGAACCUGCACUCCCACAAAGUAAUUCCCCACUGGAUGCAUUAUGAUUUUCUCUUUGGGCUUGAUGCACGUCAAGAACUAUAUGAUAAGCUAGUUGAAAUAAUUCAGAAUUUCCCGUAA
Molecule: messenger RNA, 1191 nt
Organism: Candoia aspera
Lineage: Eukaryota; Metazoa; Chordata; Lepidosauria; Squamata; Candoiidae
Product: lipase member M-like
Exons: 9
Coding region: 1-1191 (396 amino acids)
Biological process (GO): lipid metabolic process
Molecular function (GO): hydrolase activity, acting on ester bonds
Source: RefSeq, a predicted model, not a curated record